This is a messenger RNA of Aspergillus caelatus, 2885 nucleotides long. RefSeq names its product WAPL family protein. The transcript is spliced from 4 exons. Lineage: Eukaryota; Fungi; Ascomycota; Eurotiomycetes; Eurotiales; Aspergillaceae. Bases 407 to 2758 code for a protein of 783 amino acids. The record is from RefSeq and is a predicted model, not a curated record. Gene Ontology annotation, biological process: regulation of chromosome condensation.
CAGCUAUAAUGCACGAGAUCUGGAUAUACAGUUGAUAUUGUAUCACCACCAUACUUACACUUAGAGAGUUCAACUAAAUAUCAAAUCAGGCUGUGGAGUUCUUUUAUAACUGUUUCGUUGGUUGCAACCUUGGUCACUGGUUCACAACCCUACCAAUUUAUUACUACCUACACCUCCAUGGAGCACCCACAUCCACGAAUGUGUAGUAGUUCCUUUAAAAGCUCAUUUCAAUAACUCCAUCUAUUUUUGCAUAUCGUAAUUGAAACCUUCUAGCAACUCGGCGCCAACAUUCCUACUGCUCAUACACUGUGUUCUCGCAAGCCGCCCGAACCUGUUUUCCUUCUUUAACAAUUCACACGAGAGCCUUAUACAUACCGGCCUUGCCUAUACAAGUGGUGUUUGAAACAUGCGCGAGAAAACUAAGAGACUUGUGACUUACGGUAAACCAAGUUCACCUAAGUCUCACAAUUUCAAGAACAGGGUAAAUGAGACUUCAACGACUUCCAUCAUCUCUAGUGAGGCUGAAGGCUCAAACACUUGUCCCUGUUCAAGUACCUUGACUCGAUCAUCUGGGAAUGAUUUUAAGCAACUCUAUGGCGUUGACUCACUUGAUCAUAUUCCUGACACGCAAAUAUCAGGUUCCCAGAAUAGCCAUGAGAAAGCCUAUGAUGUCACCGGAACAAAGCGCAGAAAGCUCCUUGGGGAAAAGGCGCAGCAAAUCCAGGAGCAUAGUGUGAGUGCUGUUCCACGAUGUUUGGUGAAACCGGAGGUUCUGAUUGUGUCAGUGCCAACGAGGCCCUCUAUAUGGACAAAGCUCAAGACCAAAGUGAUGGUUACUUCUACAGAAAUGACCUAUAUGCUUCAAUCGCCUGGGGAUAGAAAGUUCUCUCUCAAGACCGACAGGCUUUCUACAUUAUAUCUCAGCGGCAUGGAUACAACCAGAUACCGAACGAAACAACCAAGUCUCCGAAAGAGAUUAGUUGAUUCAUUAAACUCAACAGAAGAGGUGUCACUAGACUGCCUGUCAGAUGGUGAAUGUCAGCCCGACAGCCAGACGUCCUCUAGCCAUAUCUGGAAAGGAAACGAUCGACAGCGUACCGCGCAUAUACAUCGGUCUAAGGUUCCUGGUACAGAGAAUAUCCAACAGUUGACUAAUUCCAGACCCUCGAUAUCUGGAAGGUCUAGGGUUACUUAUGCACACCAGCGUUCCUUCCUAAAUGAUGCUUCUGUCUUGGGCCAUACUGAAGAGCCUGGCCUAUUAGUUUCCUCGAGAUGUCAUAGCCUUAGGCAACCACGGCCAAUUUCAGGACUCCUAUCUCAAACCUACUCGCAUGUUGAAGACGAGGAAAGCCUCGACAACAGGCCGGUUCGAAGCAUUCACGAGCUAAGACAGGCUGGAGACAAUGCACGCUUUUGGGAAACAGUAGAUUUGAUUUUCGAAGAUAUCGAGGACCCUCACAGUUCCGCUUCGGACGUGUGCAAUGGUUUUGUUCAACUGUGUACCAAACUUAUGGAGCCUCGAGUUUUGGACCGUUUCUCUGAAGCCGGGUUUGACGAACGACUGGUGAAAUGCAUGACAGGUGGUGGCUUUGAUAUAGUUUCAAUCACCCUUGCUCUAUGCGCUUAUAGAUUGAUAUGUAUCAGCGGCUGUUUCUCGUCUACACUUCCAACAUCUAUUUGGUCCAAACUUUUGGAUAAAUCACCCACUUUACUUGACGUCCAAGAAGAUAUAUCAGUUACCGCGAAACAGCGAUCUAUCGGCCUAUCAAAAGCUGUCCAAGCAACCCUGAAGAGUCUUCUACCACGGUUAUCCCUUGCGAUAUAUGGAGAACAGCCGAUCUCAACUAUUUCACCGCGUUUGCUGAUUCUUAUGAAUCUUCAAUCUUCUCUAACUGUAUAUCAAGAGAAGGGCACCAAUGUUAAUAUUCCUGCACCCCUUUUAACGCUCAUUAUUAAGUUGUUAUCACCCAAGGCCGGUGAAAAUGCAGAGUUUCCUCUGCGCUUUGAAUGUUAUCAGACGCUCGUCCUGGCUUUGUCGAUUCUGGAAACUUACACAAUCCUAUCGGGCCCAUUGGAUCCCGACUGCUGCAUCUCCUUACGGUCACUUACUCAGUGUUAUAAAUUUCUCUAUCCCAACCAGUGUGACCAAAGCCGGCGGAUUCUGUUUCUAUAUAUUCGAGUACUAUUAAACCUUACCAACAGGGACUCAUCUUUUUGCGAGGAGUGCAGCAGAACUGAAAUUGUUGGCGGACUUGUCAAGGUCAUAAUUUCGGAAUUCUGCGCUGUGCCUGAAGAAACCAUCGGUAAAGAAAAUAGCUCACUGGAUGCAGUAAUAUUAGCUUUGGGUGCUCUUAUUAAUCUUGCAGAGAAAAGUGAAUCAUCGAGAGCUAUUUUUCUGGAGUCGACAAGUAAUUCUGAGUCUCCCCUGGGUUUGCUCUUACAACAAUUUUCUACUAGCAUCGGUUCUGUGCCCCAGGCACACUCCGUUCCCGAAGUGCAGUACAAUGUUGCUAUCGGUUACUUGUCAAUUCUUCUAGUUACACUUUGUUUGAAUCACAUGGCAUUGGCCCAGGUCAAAGUUUCUCUCGACGGCAAAGGACUUGCAGCGGCACUAUCCACGGCCGAGGAAUUCCUACGAUAUUAUCGAAAGGUUGAGAAAGACUCGCGAUUGAUCGAGACACGACACGGAGAUGGAGCCGAACUUACCCCAAGAUUAGAGCGAAUUAUUCACCAGAUACGAGAGGAGGAACGACAAUGAUCCAGGCAAAGUUUGCAGAAUGUCACGCUAUUAAAGUAUAGCUACAUUUUCUAUUAGCAGUUCAUCUACUCUCGUCCCCGUCUUGGAUUAUGUCUCUUUUAGGCCGUCUGGCAAUGCAAUUGAAAAU